AACUAAAUAAGACUUGAUGUGCUGUCGUCCGUCCGUACAAUUUUCGUAAGUCAAAAAAGCUGUCCCAGCAACAUGCAAGACGCAAAAAAUCAAUAAAAAAAAGAAACUGUCAAGUAGUCUGGAUCGCUAAAAAAUAAAAUAACCUGAAAGUCGUUUACUUUUAUCUUAUACCUGGAAAAAUUGUAAUAAUUUAGUAUAAUAACUGUAUUAAUUAUGGGAUCACGACAAAUAAUAGAAAAAUCCCUGUCUAUGUUGAGAUCUUUACCAAGAAUAUCACUAGCCAACUUAAGGGAUAAUCCUAACCCCAAAAAAAGUAGCAAAAGAGGACGAGCUCAACAUGGUGGUGAUAAACAUGGAUCUGGAAACAAAGGAUCAGGGCAAAGACAAAAUUACAUGAGGCUUGGCUAUGAAACUGGGAACAAUCCAUUUUACCUAAGGGUCCCCCAAGAACACUAUUAUCGUGGACACCACCUCAAAAGACAGUAUCCACCAUUAUCAUUGCUUCAACUUCAACAUAUAAUUGAUAAAGAUCGUGUAAACAUACAUAAACCUAUAGAUAUUGCAAGUAUUGUAAAAAGUGGCAUUUACGAUUUCUACCCAGAUCAAAAGCAUUUUGGUAUACACCUGACGGAUGAAGGAGCCGAUAUAUUUGCAGAAAAAAUUAAUAUAGAAGUUCAAUGGGCAAGUGAACAAGUGAUUGCAGCCAUUGAAAGGAAUGGAGGUACAAUAACCACAGCCUAUUAUGAUCCACACAGUUUAUUUUUACUAAAGAAUCCAAAGAAAUUCUUUGAGUCCGGACAAGCUAUUCCACGCCGAAUGAUUCCCCCACCAGAUGCCAUUGAAUACUAUACAAAUGCUGAAACACGGGGAUAUCUGGCUGACCCUGAAAAGGUGUCUCAAGAGAGAUUGAAGUUAGCUCAAAAAUAUGGCUACCAAUUACCUAACUUGGAAUCAGACCCUGAGUACAAUAUGCUUUGUGAACGAAAAGAUCCGAGGCAAAUUUUCUUUGGUUUAGAACCAGGAUGGGUCAUUAAUUUGAAAGAUAAGUUAAUACUUAAACCAAAAGAUGAAGAAUUAUUAGAAUUUUAUUCUAAUUAAUCAAUUUAAAUAUAACAUUGUAAAGAAAUUGUAAUAGAAUGU
Molecule: messenger RNA, 1140 nt
Organism: Ostrinia furnacalis (Asian corn borer)
Lineage: Eukaryota; Metazoa; Arthropoda; Insecta; Lepidoptera; Crambidae
Gene: mRpL15
Product: mitochondrial ribosomal protein L15
Exons: 3
Coding region: 214-1098 (294 amino acids)
Biological process (GO): translation
Cellular component (GO): mitochondrial large ribosomal subunit
Molecular function (GO): structural constituent of ribosome
Source: RefSeq, a predicted model, not a curated record